Molecule: messenger RNA, 560 nt
Organism: Diabrotica virgifera virgifera (western corn rootworm)
Lineage: Eukaryota; Metazoa; Arthropoda; Insecta; Coleoptera; Chrysomelidae
Exons: 2
Coding region: 87-536 (149 amino acids)
Biological process (GO): double-strand break repair via homologous recombination
Cellular component (GO): Shu complex
Molecular function (GO): zinc ion binding
Source: RefSeq, a predicted model, not a curated record
CACAUGUACAAGUAAAAGUAAACAGAAACCAAAUUCUUUGCAGUAACAUUAGAAGAAAUAAGUAGAGAAUAAAAAUAAUAAUAGUAAUGGAUUUUGAAUCUAUUAGUUUUAUCCCAAAAUUAGCUUUUGAUUAUUUAUCUGAUGUUGACAGGUGUUACAAAGAAAGAGGAUCUUUUGGGGAAAGAGAUCUGGAAAAUUUACACUCAUUUUUCGGAGAUACAUUAGUUCUAGCCACAGAAUUAGUAGAUAAGUGUAAAAUAAUAGAGUACAAGUUGCAAGAUGGUAUUAGAAACGUAUUUAAAAUAAUCUCUUAUACUGAUCAAUAUACUCUCUACGACAAUAUUAAUUUUUGUCAUUGUAAUUAUUUCCGAUCACAAGUUUUGGAAGCAAGAGACGCCAUAACAUGUAAACAUGUUUUGGCGGUUCGACUAGGAAAAAUUACUGGAAAAACUACAGAAGAGAUUGUUACACCAUCUCAACUGGUAGAUUUUUUAAACGAACAAAUCAAUUAUAUUGGCUAUAAUAAUGAAUAUUGAAAAUUAAAGAUUUUUAAAAAAAAA